This is a messenger RNA of Pseudozyma flocculosa PF-1, 1404 nucleotides long. RefSeq lists its product as uncharacterized. Gene Ontology annotation, molecular function: snRNA binding; O-methyltransferase activity; RNA methyltransferase activity. Bases 1 to 1404 code for a protein of 467 amino acids. The transcript is spliced from 2 exons. Lineage: Eukaryota; Fungi; Basidiomycota; Ustilaginomycetes; Ustilaginales; Ustilaginaceae. The record is from RefSeq and is a predicted model, not a curated record. Gene Ontology annotation, biological process: snRNA modification.
AUGUCCGGAGGUAGCCCACCAUCGGAUGCGUCUCAGAGGCGGCAGCGUCGACAGGACGAGUCUGCGCCCGCAUCGCAAUCUGCGUCGAAGCCUACUUUUGGCAACUUUCGCCGAUACUACCACAUCCGCAACCCAGGGCACAACUCUGAAGCGGGACAAGGCACAGGCGCCGACGAUGUGGCCGCUUCCUUCAGUACCCUAGAUCCGCGCGUACCGGCGAUGCUUGCAUUCCUUGAGCGCCACUUUGCCGUAAAGCAUGCUGCGUGGCGGGGCCCCAACCGUGUCCUCGACAUCGGCUGCAACUCGGGAAAGGUGACGACAGAGCUCGCUCAAGGGCUCGCUAUCUCCUGGAGUCAAAGCAGCACAACAACGAGGAUCCCGGAGCUGGUGCUGGGCGUCGAUGCCGAUCCGGGCCUCAUCGCAGAGGCGCAAUACGCGGCCGGCAUCUCCUGGAGCCAGUGUCGACCUCCGCCGCAGGCGAUGGGCGAUGAGGUGCUACCUCUUUCGGAUCAACGUUCCUUCCAGUACUUUCCCGCUUGCUUCCCAUAUCUCUACGGUCCGCUACCGUACCCCUUGUCGGUGGAAGGGGCCUCUUCGCGGGAGCCUCGCUCAAAGAAGCGCAAAGUGUCGCCAUCGGCCCUCGACGCGUCUUCGGACACUGCGACCGAGCUCCUAGGUCCCGCUCCUUCUCGCGCGUUUAGCGCACUGCGCUUCAUCGCAGCUGAAUGGGUCCGUGCAGACCUCGACGCCGAUGGAACGCGGGAGCCCAAGGACGGGGCACCAGCGCCGGAGACGGAGGCGUCGAGCCGCCACGGCGGUGCCUGGCAGCGUAGUCUCUCGACUGCAUCCAUGGCCGUAACGCUGCAAGAGCUUUCGGCGCACGAGCGCGCGGGCUUCGAUGUGAUCGUCUGCCUCGCCGUCACCAAGUGGAUUCACGUGCACCAGGGCGACGGCGGUCUGACCCGCCUGUUUGCCCGCAUUGCGCGAACGCUGCGUCCCGGCGGCUGCCUGCUCAUCGAGAGCCAGCCAUGGAGGAGCUACGAAGAGGCAAGACGGAUGGGACCCGAGAUCCGCGCCAGAAUGAGUGGCCUGCAGCUGAGGCCCGAGGGCGACUUCCAGUGGAUCCUCGAAGGCCUCGGGCUGUUGCACGAAGGGCGCAUCGGCGAUGGUCCAGGCAUGGGCUUUGUGCGCCAGGUCGAGGCUUUCGUCAAGCCGCACGGGCCGAUUUCCGCCUCGGCGAUGCAAAUGGGCGACACCUUGCUCGGGAUUGGCACGGAUACCAGGGCAGGGUUACCAUGGGUUGCGAGGUACCCCAGGCGCGGUGCGAGGGAAGGGGCUGCGGCGGAGGGGGAGGCGUCAGGAGACGCGUCGGUCGAAGACGGCUUUGCGGCGGGGGCAGGCUAG